AUAUACUAAUAUCAUAAUACUUUACAAUAUCCAAAAUGUGAAAUAAUAGAUCGAGGUGACGAGGUCUCCUUUUGAUAAUGUAUCACUUUAGAAAGAAAAAAAAAGUAAAUAUGUGGAGCCACUCUAAUUGCUGCUGCAAGAACAUGCUUUUAAUGGAUGCACUCAUACACAUGUCAUGUACUCAUGUGUGAGACAUUUGGUACCAUCAUUACCAGCUUCACCACCAGAUCUUUAUUUCCUUUUUCGUUGUUUUACUGAAACAAAUAUUAAUGUCAUACAAAUUUUUCUAAAUCACUCUCUUAUCUCUCUCUCCAUACAUAAUUACUAAAGAAGCUUCAACUUACGGCAAAGACGUCGUCUGAAUGUUGAUUUAUUCACGUAGAAAACAAAAUGCUGCAAACAUUUCACUAUACUUUGAUUACGAUUGGAACAUAUUUAACGUCAAAGUUACGUUUUCCUUGAUGGCAGCACAAGCCAUUUUUUGAUGAAAACAUAUAAAAGGAGGAUUGCGACUAGUCUUGCAUGUACUUAAUGCGUUUUCAUACCUUACUAGAAUGGGAUCGAGACUUCACCUAAGUGCAAUUACUUAAGCAAUCUACCAAACAAAACCUUCCUUGAAAAGAAACAUACCCAUUUAAAACACAACUUAAACUAAUUUGGUGUUUUCCACGUAUUAUGCUUAUAGUUAGUUAUACAACCAUUAUGCAUUUAUAUAUGGUGGAUUGAUUUUAAGUAUGUGAUCUUACUAUAAAGUUUGAUAUAAAAAUGUUGGGUUAGAACAUCUGUUGUAUAGUAUGUUUUUCAGACAGUUAUCAUUAGGCAAUCAGUAUGUAGAAUUUAGUCUAAGACUGUCGUGAUAGCUAAUCUUAAUCAACUAGAGAUCGCAAUGUGUAUCUCCUCAAAUGUUUUCACUUACAACUAUUCGUUUUAGUGAUGAAUUUUUCAUAACAUAAUCUAGGAUACCAUAAUGAAACACCAUUCAUGUGUUGUUCUUGUUCAUAAGAAAACACAGUAGCUAGUGCUAAAAAAAGGUAAAAGUAUUAGAGUGAUUGAGUAAAUUAGUCUGAAAUUAAUUUUUUUCCCUUUCCAAGUUCGAACCCACGAAUGCACUAUUGGCGUUUUUGAACAACAAAUGCUUCCAUUUCACAAUAGAAACAUUCGAAUGCACUAUUGGCUAUUUAUGGAUUUGACUAGUUUUCUCGUUGACUACGGAUGCUUAGCUUGUUAAUUAUUUUUCAGUUUUACUUGACCGAGCUAAGCUCAACAGUACAAAUGUGAGCGAAGAAAAAAAACACUGCACAAAUCGCAUUUAAUGCAAUUGAUGUCUAAACAAACUUUCCAAUUAAAGAGACUGGGAACCUGUCUCAUGAUGUUGAAAUAAUAAUAUUACAAAAUCAAGAAACAAUAUAAUUAAGAAAACUUAUAAUAAAAAAAAAAGAGAGACAGGCUUAAUCAAAAGCACCAACCAAAGUUGCCAACUUCAUCUCAUCACAAACUAAAACCAAAGAGGAGAAAGAAAGAUACAGAGCUGCAACAAUGGCCAUGGAAGAGAAAGACAAGAAAAUCAAGAAGAACAAGAAGAAGAAAGAUACCAAAUCCUCGCCGGACAUCUCCUUCAAACCUUCCUCCGCCGUCAAAGGCCUCAAAUUCGGCGGCCAGAUAAUCGUCAAAUCAUUCACAAUCCGGCGAGCAAGAACACUCGAGCUCCUAAAACUCCUCUCCCUCCCAUCUUCAACAUCACCAUCUCCGCCGCUUCUUUCCACGGCGGCGUAUCUUCCGACGAACUUCACGAUCUUAGCUCACCAAGCAUGGCACACACUAACCCUCGGGCUAGGAACGAGGAAGUCCAAAGUGGUUGUCUUCGUCUUCGAAACGGAGGCGAUGAAGACGGCGGUUACGGCGGCGGAGGGAGGACUAUGGCCGUCGGAGAUUCCGCUCGGUGAAGUGAACAAGAAGAUGAUCAGAAAGUUAAAGAACUGGGAGAUGGCGAGGUUUAAGUUCAGGAAAGGAUGCCUAACGUUUUACGUAUACGCCGUGAGAAACGCCGGGAACGAAGGGUUUGCGGCGGCGGAGGACUUAAAGGUAAUUUUACAGGCGGUGGUGGCUUUGAAAGACUUCAUGGAUCAUACGGCGAUGCUAGUAAUGCCCCACCAGAAAGCUAUUAAUUACGCCUCUUGCCCUCCUUUUGCCAUGGCUCACUAGAGUGGCCAUAUUUUUUUAACUCCUUUUUUUCAUAUAAAAAUAGUUUCGUUUAUUUUUAUUUUUUGUGGUACGAUUUGAUCAUUGUUUUCUGAAAAAGUACCUCUUAAAUAGCAAUAAAUCAAAUAUCAACACACACAAAAAAAAAUCACUAAAAUAGUACUCCAUCCGUUUUUUUUAUAUAUGACGUUUUAUGAUUGUGCACAUAGAUUAAUAAACAUUUAAUUUCUAAACAAAAACAUCAUUAAUUGUUUACCUAACCACAAUUUAACCAAUAAUAAAAUGUAAACUAUAAUAUCAUUGGUCAUCUACCAUUAAUUAGUAAUAAAUUUUACAUAUGAAAACGUUAAAUAAUUUGGAACAAAAAAUUUCCUCUAAAACGUCAUAUAUAAAAAAACGGAGAGAGUAUUAGUAUUUCUUCUAUUUUAGUUUUUAAAACGAAAAGUUAAAAUGAUCAGAUUGUUUAUUACGUUUUAGUUUUACUAAUAAAAUUUCAGAAUACAUAUUUUACAUUUAAAUUUAUGUUUUAACUUGGUAGAAAUUCGAAUUUGGUCAUAAAGUACUAGAGGAUCAGACGGUAGAAAUUCAAAGUGAACUUGGCAUUAGAGGUAUGAGAAAUUAUUUAAGAAUACCAGAAAGUUUGGAAGGAUCCAAACGCACAAAUUUUUGGUUUUUUGAAUGAACGGAUCAAUAAUAGGGUAAAUAGUUGGAUAGUUCGGUUUCUCACUAAAAGUGGAAAAGAGGCGAUGAUAAAAUCAGUGGUGUCGUCAAUGCCAAAUCAUUUUAUGUCAUGUUAUAGGUUACCAAAGAUAGUUAUAAAGAAAAUUACAUAAAAGAGGUAUUCAUUGGUUCUCCUUGGAUAAGGUAUGUAAAUCCAAGGAGGAGAGACGACUUAGUUUUCGCGAUUGUUUGUUCUCAAAAGUAUUUAAAGGUCGAUAUUUUUGGAAUACUGAUCCAUUGGAUCCUCACAGAUCUCAUUCACUGUCUUAUGGUUGGAUAAGUAUCUGCUCAGAUAGAUCUCUGGUUAAUAAAUGGCUAAUCAAAAGAGUGAGAACGGGACAAACCAUUUCCAUAUGGAGUGAUCCAUGGAUUCCUGCUCCUCGCCCGAGAUUCGAAAAUUAAAAAACACUAUCCCAAUUUUAAAAUUCUUCUUUGAAGGUGGAUAAUUUCAUCAAUCCAUUGACGAAAUCUUGGAAUGUGGACUUCCUCAAUGUAUACAUACACCUGGAGGAUGUCAAAAUUAUUAGAGGUCUGGCUAUAAGCCGGAAUGAUAGGCAAGAUUUUUAUGGAUGGGCUUUCACAGAGUCAGAAAAAUAUACGGUUAAGUCUGGAUAUAGGGUGGAAUCAUUAUUUCCAGUACAAGAUUUGGUUCCUUAUGGUUUGCAUAUUAAACCAUUACUAGUUUUCUGCUGGAAACUUAAAUGUGCCCCAAAGCUUAGACAUUUUAUUUGGCAAAUUCUCUCUGGUACUAUUUCGGUGGCAAAAAAAUUAAGGGCACGAGGUAUUAAGUGUGAUACACGAUGCAGUAUUUGUGGUGCCGAGGAAGAGUCAAUCAUGCUUUAUUUGAAUGUCCACCAGUUCUGCAAACAUGGGCUUUAUCAAAAAUCCCUUCAGCCCCUGGUAUUUUUCCCACCGCUUCGGUGUUUACUAAUAUGGAUUAUAUUUUCUGGAGAUUGCAAAAGAAUAUGAUUUUAACAACUUUCCAUGGAUAUUAUGGUACAUUUGGAAAAAUAGAAAUAAUAAAGUUUUUAAUAACAGAAAUGGAAACCCUCAGAAAAUUCUUCGAAUUGCGGAAGUGAAGAGUGAGGUAUGGGCGGAGGCUCAAAUAACAAUUCCAGAAAGGUAGUUUCAGGGUACAUCGGGUCCUUCGAGGAUUUGUUUUAUAGAUGGUGCGUUGAAGGAGUAUGAUAAAUUCUCCGGGCAUGUAUGGUUUUACCGAGGCGUAGGAUCAGAAGAGAAGAUGAUGGGGGCGAUGAAUCUCUGAAGAAGCUUAUCAGCUCUACAUGCAGAAUGUGAAGCUUUGAUAUGGGUUAUGGAAUGCAUGAAGACCCUUGAUUUUCCAGACGUAGUUUUUGCAACGGAUUGUUCUCAACCGGCGAAGAUGGUGUCCUCACCUGACGAAUGUCCAGCUUUUGCUACACACUUGGAGGAGUUUCGAUGCAGUAAGAGUUCCUUUCCUUCUUUCAAAAUUCAACAUAUACCAAGAGCAACUAAUCUAAUAGCGGACAAGCUUGUACGAGGUGAUUGGAAUUUUCUUUCAGCUGUGUUCUAUGCUGAUUCCACUCCACCGUCUUGGAUUUUCGAGUCGAUAGGAUCUUUAUCUUUAUUUUAGUUUAGUUAUUAUUGUUGUCAAAAAUAAAAUAAAAAAAUAUGUUUUAACUCUAAAUCAUCAAUCUUUCGAGUACAAAGACAAACAUACGACAUCAAUCAUUUAAAUAUGGAUGAAGUAUUUCUUAAAAUGUAAAAACAAGGGUAUUUAUAUAUUUGAGUUUAGGGUUCAGUAUCUACGGAUGAGAUUAAAAUUUAAGAUUCAAGAUGUAGUGUAAUUUAUUUUUUUAUUAAUUAGUAAUUUUGAAAAUUUUGCUUUUUAAAUACUAAUUCUUAAUAAAAAACAAAAAAAUUACUUCUGAAAUAUAACCUUGUUUUCUCUCUGUUAUCAUUUUGAUGAUAGUGGCUUUCGUAGUUUUUGCAUUUUUGAUACUACUUUGGAGGUGUCGAUAUUAUGUGGUCUAGUUAUCCAAAACAAGUGUCACUAUGUGCUUAUCUCUACAUCAUGACAAGUCAAGCAUGUCUUGAAUGAGAUCAAAACUCAUUAAUGCGUAUAUUGUUUAUAUAUUUGACCGACAAAAUGUUAUUGUUUCUAUAUUAGCAGUCAAUAUCAUGCUAUGUUAACAAUGCAAUGUCACAUUGUAGAAUAUCAUUGCCAAUGCGAUAUUAGCCAACUUUAUAAUUGCAUUUUGCUUAUGUUUGACUGAAAAUAAGUCAUCGAGGAAUAACAACUUUGACAUGUUUCUGUUGAGCAUUGGUUAAUUAAGUGGACAAACCAACGGUUGGUUUAUUAGUUACAAAAUAAUUAGAAUGUAUCCUUUUCAACCCUGCUACGUAAAGCUCUACGUAAAAUCUCUAGAGAACCACAGAUGAAACAACGGCCGGCCGAAGAAUGUGAGCUGGACGUAAGGAACAUAGCGGUAUAUGAGUUUUUGUAUAUCAUAAAUACUUUAUAAUUAAUUUUAAUUAAAAAGUCGACAACUUGAAAGCAUACGGCUUAUGUAUAAUAACUUUUAAAAUUUUGUGGAUCAAAGUGAAUGUUUAAUUUGGAUGUUGCUA
This is a messenger RNA of Brassica rapa (field mustard), 5526 nucleotides long. RefSeq lists its product as uncharacterized. Lineage: Eukaryota; Viridiplantae; Streptophyta; Magnoliopsida; Brassicales; Brassicaceae. The record is from RefSeq and is a predicted model, not a curated record.